AUGCUAGACUUCAACGCCGAGCUGAACGUCCAAUCGAACAAGCCUCUCUUCGCUUCAAACUAUAUUCCGGCAUCCACAGUACAAGUUCACGCCUCCAAUCUAUUGCAGCUACCAAAUGGCGACCUGUUAUGCGCAUGGUUUGGAGGUUCUCAAGAAGGACUCUCUGAUAUUUGCAUCCAUCUUUCGCGACUGAAGAAGGGUUCACGGGUAUGGUCGACGCCACAAAAGAUCUCGGACGAUUCAGAGCGUAGUGAACAGAAUCCAGUGUUAUUUCUCGUUCCUGGAACAACAACUCUUUGGGUAAUGUACACGGCGCAGCCGGCUGUAAACCAAGACAAAGCCAUUGUGCGAUACCGUGUGUCAUCGGAUGGGGGCCAAACAUGGAGUCUGGCGCAAAAUCUUUUCGAUGAUGAAGGGCUCUUCAUCAGACAGCCAGUCACUUUUCUGGAAGAUGGCACCUGGGUGCUCCCAGCGUGGUACUGUCGCAAUCCUCCUGGCUUUUGCUGGGUCGGCUCAGAUGACAUCUCCGUUGUGAAAUACACGAGAGAUGGCGGAAAAACUUGGCAAGAGAAGGAAGUUCCCAACUCUAUAGGGGCUGUACAUAUGAACAUCAAAGCGCUUCUUGAUGGCUCGUACAUUGCUUUCUAUCGCUCGCGGUGGGCAGACAAUAUCUACAUGUCGACAUCUACCAACUGCAUCGAUUGGACGGAGCCUAAGCCUACACCCCUUCCGAAUCCAAACUCUGGUAUCUGUUUCGAGUUUGAGGAAGGCCAAGCGAAGCGCGAGGGCCUUUACGACGACAUCACUCCCGAAGAUGAUAAACGCAUCAACCAGCGUGGUUCGACCAGGGAUGCUGUAUGGGGAGUACCUCGCAAGAUGAUGACCGUGGGUGUGAGCAGUGAUGGAGGUAGGACGUGGAAGAGUAAGACCUUACAAGUAGGCGAUGGAUUUUGCAUGACGAACAACUCGCGAACAAAAGAGAAUAGAGAACUCAGUUAUCCCAGCAUCUGGGUGGAGAGGAACGCUAAUGAUGUCGUGAAUGUUGCAUUUACUUUUUGGAGACAGCGGAUCAAGUUCAUUCGGUUCGACGUUGACUGGGUAAACAGCUAGAACGCUACAUUUUUAUACAUAGAUAUAAUGUCGGAACUAGCACCAAAAUUCAAAUUCACAUAUGAC
Molecule: messenger RNA, 1176 nt
Organism: Bipolaris sorokiniana ND90Pr
Lineage: Eukaryota; Fungi; Ascomycota; Dothideomycetes; Pleosporales; Pleosporaceae
Product: glycoside hydrolase family 33 protein
Exons: 2
Coding region: 1-1110 (369 amino acids)
Source: RefSeq, a predicted model, not a curated record